ACACUUCACAUGGUAUGGAGAGCUCAAGAUAACAUAAUCGCACAGACCACCCCGGAUACCACUGUUAACAAGACUUUAUGUAGCAACCCAGCUUGUACUACGGUAACUUCCAAAUGAGUAAGGAAGAAUGUAAAUACAAAGACCAGCAACUCUUGAUGUACUUACUUUCCGCAGCAGAAUUAUACCAGACACCAAAAGUUGAGGAAUGUGUUCUGGAAGGUUCCAACAUUCCCACAUACCAUGGAACAGCUUGCUUAACUGGUCAUCAUCUUAUCUUAUAUUCACAAGAUGGAGAAAAUAAAGAAUAUUGGAUCUUGCAUAAAAAUGUUGAUUCAGUGGAAAAAAGGUAUUCACAAGAUAGAAAUGCAUUAAUAUUUAAAUGCAAAAACUUCAAAAAGUAUCAACUUACUAUUCCAAGCUUCGAAGAUGCAAACAAUAUUUGCUCAUCAGUAGAGGCACUUUCCUGUCUGGGCAAGCCCAAUCUACAGUAUCCUUAUUUCUAUCGCCCAACAUUUAAAUUUGAAGAAGAUGGUUUUGACUUGUUUCAUGUUGAAAAUGAAUUCGCUGAUCUUUGUAAAAAGUCGGACCAGUGGAGAAUAUCGAGCAUCAACCUUCACUUUAAAGCUUGCAAGUCAUAUCCUUCUCAAGUGAUAGUUCCUAAACUCAUCGAUGACAAAGCCAUCGAAAAAUCAGCUGAGUUUAGGCAAGAUGGACGGUUCCCGAUAUUGAGUUACUAUCAUACCAACCGCAGAGUUGUGAUGCGGUGUGGUCAACCUAUGACUGGGACUAGUAACAAACGCUGUAAAGAGGAUGAAAAAAUGAUUAACAUUAUACUUGGCCCAGCACAUAGAGGAUAUAUAUUGGACCUGCGAACUUCACAGUCAGCAACAAAUGCCCGUUCCAAAGGAGGUGGAUUUGAAACUGAAUUCAACUAUCCACAGUGGAGAAAAAUUCAUCAUGGCUUACAAAAACACAAAGUUCAACAGGAAAGUUUAAUUAGAUUGGUGGAAGCUUGUCAUGAUCAAUCAACAAACAGUGAGAAGUGGCAGAGCAAGUUGGAAUCAUGCAAUUGGUUGUCAUUGGUCAAGGAGACAUUAUCAGCAGCAUGUUUGGUUGCACAAUGUGUAGAUAAAGAAGGAGCAUCCGUGCUGGUACAUGGCUCACAUGGAGUUGACUGCACUUUACAAGUAACAGCACUCACUCAAGUUCUUUUAGAUCCAUUGUGCAGAACUAUGAGAGGAUUUUUAUGCCUCAUUGAUCGUGAAUGGAUAAAAGCAGGACACCCAUUUGCAAGCAGAUGCUUUCAUUCCGCCCUGAGUAACCAAAAGACUCAAACUGAAGGACCUUCAUUCACUGUAUUCUUGGAUUGUGUUUUUCAACUUCAACAACAAUUUCCACUUGCAUUUGAAUUUAAUUCCAGGUUUUUGUGCGAACUGAGCAGACAUGCUUAUGCGUCGCAGUUUGGAACAUUUCUAUGCAACAGUGAAAUGGAAAGGAGACAGCACAAAGUUCAAACCAAAACAGUUUCUUUGUGGUCGUACUUUCUAUCAGAGGAAGUGUUACCCCUUCAUUUAAAUAUAAUUUAUGAAAGUUGUAACGGAGUUAUUUGGCCUUCAGUGGCUCCACACAGUUUAUACUUGUGGGACGGGUUGUUCUUGCCUGACAUAGAUCCAGAACCAACAGUUCAGAAAAAUAUCAAAGAAACAAUGUUACGCAUGGAACAAUUGCAAUUAGAGAUUUGUUCACUUAACAAUGAAAUAUCAAUAUUGAAGCAACAACAAGCGAGACCUGAUCAGCAGUGAUAAGAAAAUUAAAAUAAAAACCUAUGAAGAUUUCAUAUUGUACAAUCUUAAUACAUUUAUUUAUAACAAUAAAGGAAAAUGACCAUGAUAAACCACAUUAGA
This is a messenger RNA of Ciona intestinalis (vase tunicate), 1904 nucleotides long. Lineage: Eukaryota; Metazoa; Chordata; Ascidiacea; Phlebobranchia; Cionidae. The record is from RefSeq and is a predicted model, not a curated record.